Clupea harengus (Atlantic herring) is the source of this 1602-nucleotide messenger RNA. RefSeq lists its product as uncharacterized. Gene Ontology annotation, cellular component: membrane. NCBI's taxonomy places the organism in Eukaryota, Metazoa, Chordata, Actinopteri, Clupeiformes, Clupeidae. The record is from RefSeq and is a predicted model, not a curated record. Bases 46 to 1602 code for a protein of 518 amino acids. The transcript is spliced from 9 exons. Gene Ontology annotation, biological process: G protein-coupled receptor signaling pathway; cell surface receptor signaling pathway. Gene Ontology annotation, molecular function: G protein-coupled receptor activity; calcium ion binding.
UCUUGAGCACGGAAGGAAACAAUAUGUGUCGGAUGCAAAGUGCAAAUGAUAACUUGUGAUGUAUUAAUUUUCUGUGAUCGUACGUCCAACUCCUUUUUUCCAUCUGCAGUUUCUACGAUCAGUUUCUCUUUGACAAUGAAUCAAAACUUUGAUUUUCGCCUCAAUGAUCCAACAAGUGAAAUAUACAAAACAUAUAAAACAGAUAUUGAAAAUGCAGUGGAGAACAACUUUAGAGAAUUACAAGGUUAUAAAGUUGAUUCAGCAGCUGUCACAAGUUUCAGGUCAGGUAGUGUGAUUGUUGACUUCUCCCUUCAGUCGACAAAUCCAAGCAUUAGUUUUCUGGAUGCAAGUGAAGGUGUCAUAAAGGACCUUAAGGCAAAAAAAUAUGAAUUGGCUGAUAACCCCUUUGUUGUAAGUGAAAGGACAGUCUUGAGAGAGGGCACAGGCGCUAUUUUUCCCUUGGAAAACAUGGUGUUAAAAUGCAGUGGUGUGACUGAAUGGAGAUUUAAUGGGCAGAAAAUUUCUGGCUCUUCUGAAAGACUCAACAUUCCAAAAGUCAGCUCCACUAACAAUGGUCGUUAUGAGUGCAUAUCAACAAAAAACUCAGUGCCUUUUAUUCAGUGGGAAAGAAUUGAUAGCAUAAAACCAUACCCAAUCAUUCAAAAGAGUGAAAACAAAACCAUCCAGUGUAAAGACAGGCAAAGUUUGACCCUGCAGUGUUGUUCAAGCUCAGAUUAUGAAGUUGAGAUGGUGAAAGUGGUUGACGUCAAUAAUUAUCUCCAGGAGCAAGGGCCAUCUGAGAAUUGCAGGUAUUCAUACCUUAUACAGAACUGCAGAAAAGAUCCAGGAGAAGCUGUGCUCAGCUGCAAAAUAAAAAACCCUAAAUUGCAGAACUUUGGUUACAGUUCAAAAAAUGUGACCUUAAGUUUUAAAGAAGAAGAGUUUGCCUGUUCUGAUGAAACAUUUGGCGCUGGAAAUGAUGGCCAAGAAGCUAAAGGGGACUGUGAAGGAGAUGAAGUUGGUACUGUUACAGCAGUAUGUCAGCAGAAGGAUUGGGAGAUUAUAGAAGAUGCGUGUGUUUUGCUUGUGAUCCAAGAGCUGGAAGAUGAAUCUAAGAUUUUGUCAGCAGAUACCCUACCAGAGUUUGUGGAAAGAUUAAGUAACACCACAUUGGAAAAUGAAGAACGGAUAACUAACUCAACAGCAAAUAUGAGAAGUGUUGUAAAUAUCCUGAAUAAUGUUGCAAACACUUCACGAGGCUUUACAAUCAGCGUGGAUGUCAUAGAGAAUUUCCUCAACGCCUCAACCGUCCUUGUGUCCAAUUCUACCGUCAAUGUCUGGAAGCGUUUAAAUGAUGGCAAUACAACAAGGAAUGUCAGUGCAUCUUUGCUGGGCUCUAUUGAAGUUAUUGUGGGAUCCCUGCAAGAUGACACAUCCUUUGUAACAGGAACAGAUAUCAUCCAACUACGCCAAACUGUUGUCAACAGCUCAUACAAUGAGACACUAGGAGUGGAUUCGUCUGCUGCAAUCUUCAUCCCAGAGGGAGGGAACCUUACAGUUACUGUUACGCCCCCUGGUGGCUCGGAGUGGGACGCAACAUAA